AGGCUUGAAGAAUCAACGGCGACAUUCACCAUGAAGUUCCUCAUUCCUCUGGCUUGCCUGCUGGCAGUACUGACACCGGCUCUCGGCAGACUGAUCGUUGGCGGGGUUGAAUCCACAGACAACUCCCGACCCUAUCAGGUGGCUCUCUAUAGCAAGAGCUUCUUUGGUGGUUACUCCCAGUUUUGCGGCGGUACCCUUGUCAACCAACAAUGGGUCGUUUCAGCAGCCCACUGCGUGUCAAGCAGAACUCUCUACGUAGGUUUGGGAUAUCACAGCAAGAACAGCCACGGUGGGUCCGGUCAACAGCUUGUCACGGGCACGUGGUAUCAGCAUCCUUCAUACAACAGCGGUACUCUCGAUAAUGACAUCGCCUUGAUCAAACUAAGCACCAGUGCCAACAUCGGCAACGGAAAGAUUGCGGCCAUUAGCAUCGGCAGCAGCCAGCCUGGUUCAGGGACGAACCUGCUCGUGAGCGGAUGGGGUACAACAUCAAGUGGGGGUUCAUCUUCAAGCGUUUUGAGGGAAGUGGUGGUCCAAGCGGAGUCCCAGAGUGAAUGCGAAACCGCCUACGGAUCCUCAUCGAUCACUAGCAACAUGUUUUGCGCGGCUGCUUCCGGAAAAGACUCCUGUCAGGGUGACAGCGGUGGCCCAAUUGUCAGCAGCUACGGGUCUAGCCCCGUCAGCGGCAGCACCCCCAACCCGACCUUGCGGGGCAUUGUCAGCUGGGGUUACGGCUGCGCUGAUUCUAGGUACCCCGGCGUCUACACCAACAUCGCCAACUACUGUAGCUGGAUAUCAUCCACUACCAGUGGGGCCGUCAACUGUUAAAAAGGAAGCCACCGGUGUAGUCGAGGGACGGACGCAUUUAUACUAAUCAUGCACAGGAGCUACGACGGUGCAUCGGUUGCGCUGCCUCUUGGCAUUCGACUUAAGACGUUUGCUAAAUCGAACUGAGAUUAUGCAAAAUUUCAAAAUAAACUAUUGUCAAAACAAUUAAGAAUCCAAAUAUGAAACAGCACUGAAGCACUCUAGAAAUGAACUAUACACACUUUGCUACUACUUAUCUCUCCUUUUGCACAUAAAUUCUUCAAUUUCUUUAAUUAGGACAAAACUGACAUGUGGUCCAAAUUGAUGCAAAACGGAGUGCAAAAGAAUGCAAAAAAGCUGAGUCAUAAGACAUUUCUGUCUUUUCUUCCGAUUUCUCCGAUAAAAACCACAACUGAAUUGUCUUUCCGGUCUCCAAAAUGCAGUGAGACCACUUCAGACCUUCACAAGACCACACGAGACCAGCACAAGACCAACACAAGGCCUCCAGUCUGAAUUCAAGUCACAAGCUAUUCAAAUGAACUGCAACAAAAGCUUUCCUUUGUCAUAGUUCACCCUGUUACUUCUGACUGGUUUGUCCAUGAUCUUGUCCAUGGUCUUGUCCAUGGUCUUGUCCAUGGUCUUACCCAUGGUCUUGUGUCUGGUCUUGUGUGUGGUCUUGUGUCUGGUCUUGUGCACGGUCUCAACUACAACACUGCCAAAAUGUCUUCAUUGGACAGCUCCGUGUUAUUAUGCGAUCAUGACUUCACACGAUUGGAUCUUACGGACCAGGACCCAA
Molecule: messenger RNA, 1603 nt
Organism: Acanthaster planci (crown-of-thorns starfish)
Lineage: Eukaryota; Metazoa; Echinodermata; Asteroidea; Valvatida; Acanthasteridae
Product: trypsin-like
Biological process (GO): proteolysis
Molecular function (GO): serine-type endopeptidase activity
Source: RefSeq, a predicted model, not a curated record